Gastrolobium bilobum is the source of this 2446-nucleotide messenger RNA. RefSeq lists its product as uncharacterized. Lineage: Eukaryota; Viridiplantae; Streptophyta; Magnoliopsida; Fabales; Fabaceae. The record is from RefSeq and is a predicted model, not a curated record. Gene Ontology annotation, molecular function: acetylglucosaminyltransferase activity. Bases 335 to 1807 code for a protein of 490 amino acids. The transcript has 5 exons.
GUGCCAUUCUUCUGUUGUCACCAGGGACCUCACCCUCCUCUGUGUGUAUGUAAAUACAUGUGCAAUUUAAACAGCGAAUGAUUAUCACCUCAGGACCAGUGUGAGGAUUCUGCAACAGAACAAAAUCAACAACAAAUAUAAAAGAAAAAGGAAAAAAAGAAGAAGGAAGAGGAGAUUUUUCUGCUGAUGGAGGAAUUGUCCAGGAAUAAGAAGCAGAACAGGUGGCAAUUAAAAAGAUUAUAACUUGUAUGCAAAGAAGAGUAGAGAAUCAUAGAACAAAGCCAAAAAAGAAAAUAAGAGUACGAAUUUGAUCGUUAAACCGAGGGAGAAGAAGAUGAAUCAUGCUCGCUUGGAACUUUGUCAUGAACCACUUAAAGUAUCCAGAUUACCUUUUGUUCCAGAAAAACUGGGUGAUAUGGUUGUAAUCUUAAUAAGGAUUGGCAUACUUGUGUGCCUUAUUGCAUCCAUUUCACUUGCUAUCCACUCAGCAUUCUCUAAACCAGACCGGUGGUUCCCAUUACCUGAGCAUUUACAUGCCUCCCAGUAUGCUUCAGUGAUUGACAGUGGACCUACAAACAUCUCACAUAUUCUAUUUGGCAUUGCUGGUUCUGCUAACACAUGGCAUGACCGUAGCAACUACAGUAAGCUAUGGUGGAAUCCGAACACCACUCGAGGUUUUGUUUGGCUUGACAAGAAACCUGAGAUUUCACACCCUGACAUGUUAAUGCCAUAUAAAAUCUCACAGGGCUGGACUCAGUUCAAGUACUUGCACUCAGCAUCUGCGGUUCGAAUAGCUCGGAUAGUUUAUGAGAACUUUAAACUUGGUUUGCCAAAUGUUAGGUGGUUUGUAAUGGGAGAUGAUGAUACAGUGUUUUUUACCGAGAACUUAGUUACCGUGUUGAGAAAAUAUGAUCACAAACAAAUGUAUUAUAUUGGUGGGAAUUCUGAGAGUGUGGAGCAGGAUGUGAUGCAUUCUUAUGACAUGGCUUUUGGUGGUGGUGGAUUUGCAGUCAGUUAUGCAUUAGCAGCUCAACUAGCCAAAACAAUGGAUGGUUGUCUUCGAAGAUACUUCUAUUUUUAUGGUUCUGAUCAAAGGGUCUGGGCCUGUGUGAAUGAAAUUGGGGUGCCUCUUACCAGAGAGGGUGGAUUCCACCAGCUUGACAUAAGAGGGAACCCAUAUGGUCUUUUAGCAGCACACCCCUUGGCACCACUUGUAUCACUCCAUCACCUUGACCAAUUGGACCCACUGUUUCCCAACAAUACGCAAACACAUUCAAUGAAAAAUCUCAUCAGUGCUUACCACCUUGACCCUGCCCGGAUAGUGCAGCAAAGUUUUUGCUAUGAUCAUAAGCGUAGAUGGUCAAUAUCUAUUUCAUGGGGUUACACAAUACAAAUCUAUACAGCAAAGUUGAUAGCAGUGGAUUUGGAGAUGCCACUGCAGACAUUUCGGACCUGGCGAAGUUGGAGGGAUGGUCCCUUCACAUUUAAUACUCGACCUAUGAGCUCUGAUCCGUGCCAGCAGCCAGCUAUAUUUUUCCUGGACCAGGUUACAAAGGUAGGAAGAAGUGGCAGUAUCACUAUCUACAAGAGAUUUGAAGCCAAGGAAGCCAAAAAGUGCAUGAGAGCAGAUAUUAAUACUGUGAAAGUGCAGAAAAUUAGAGUUUCUGCCUUGAAGCUGGACCCAGAAUAUUGGAAUAAUGUACCACGAAGGCAGUGCUGCCAACUUAUGGAUGGUGGAAGCAUAAAGAAUGGCAGCAUGCAUAUCAGGAUUAGGAAGUGCAGACCUCAAGAAACAGUUACUAUUUAGGGAUCAGUUGUUUUUGUUGAUCGUCAUAUUUAGUAGAUUACUAUAAAGUGAAUAUUGUAGGUCUACCACUAACAUUUCCACCUAUGUACAUACAUAGUUGUCAAAAUAUUCAUGUAAUCUCAACUUUUAAUAAAUAAAUGUCCUAGGAAGUUUUUCCACCAGUAUUUAUUGCCGCAAAUAUCAUAUAUUAUAGAGAUAGGUGUUGUUUUUUCUCUCCAUUUUCCAUAUUAAGGUUUCCUGUUCAAUAAUUCAAGCAUAUGCUUUUUCUGACUCCAGGAAGACCUUCCCUCAUUGCUUCUACCCCUCAUUACAAAUGUCUUCAUUUGAUGUAACUUUCACUCUAGAAAUUGCGCCACCUCUCCCUGCAAUGGCCAACGGUCAUUCCUUUUUAGAUAUUGAUGUUCAAAUUUUCAUUUUACUUUGUUGAGCCUUUAUGUGCAGGUUCAAAUGCUGAGAACUGAAUUGCAUACUUGGUACAUCUCUGAAUAUUGAUGGGCAGAGUUGGCAGGGUAUGGCUCCUGGAGAUAACUGACCAUCACCGCAUAAAACUAGACUAAUCUUGUUUUUUGCUAUAUUAUGAACUUCACAUUGUUUAAUGGUGGAAUACCUCUCAGUUGCAUUUCUCUAUUUUUCUCCAAC